This is a messenger RNA of Cuscuta epithymum, 1780 nucleotides long. Lineage: Eukaryota; Viridiplantae; Streptophyta; Magnoliopsida; Solanales; Convolvulaceae. The record is from the annotation of a GenBank genome assembly.
GCCGCAGGCCCCUCUCAUAAAUGAUCUGAAAUCAAUAGAUUAGUUUUCUGUUCAAUUUUUUGUACGAAAAAUGGCGGCGUCUUCAAAAAAAUCGAACGGCCCGGUUUUACCGAUCCGGUCGUGCUUUCAACACUCUCUCUCGCCGCCGUCAGGCCGAUUCUCUUCGGCCGCCGGUAUCGCGGACAAGACGGGGUUCGCUUCGUCGACUAGUUCAAGCUUUUGUUCGUCCCCGGCGAAUGGUUUCAUGAACCGGUCAACAAAUACGGAUUUCUUGCACCGGUCGACUUCUCCGACGCGCGUGAGCCUUCACGGCUUCGCGCCUCUCGCUCCUGUUCCGUCUGUGCGGUUCUCCAUCGGCAGAUCUCUCUCGCCGCACCGGUCUAUGGCGAUUUCGUCGCGUGAUCAGGUGUUCCACAAGCAGAAUGGUGGAAAUACGCUGACGAAUCUCCCGAAGAAGACGUGCUUGUGUGCUCCGACGUCGCAUCCAGGAUCGUUUCGGUGUAGUUUGCACAAGAAGGUGAACAACGCGGCGCAGUCGUCGUACUUCCCCAGCCGGCUGAACGCUCGAAGGUCCGCGAUGACUAAUUCGCUCGUCCGUAUCGGUACUGUGGAAGGAGAUCUGGUGAAGCGAGCUUUGGCUGCUCUGAUUCGACCUUCGUCCCAUCAGCAGAGGCGCCGGUCCGAUUUCCAGCCUAGGCCAAGUCGGCUCUCGAAGAUGUCGAAAUCAGAUGAACGAUGAGUUUUGAAAUUCAUUUUGCAGGUUUAUGAUCUCGGCAGUGCUACGUUAAAAUUUUGCACUUCCGGUGAAGAGUUUUCCAUCGGUGGCAAUUCCGGCUCCGGUGAAGCAAAACAGAUGCAAUUUAGGUGUUGACGGGAUGGUGAAAUUUUCAAUCUGUACACACAAAUUUCACCUAACCGCUUGCAAUCGAAGGGGCAUUACGGACAAUUAAUAGUAAUCAUACUCAUUUUUUGUGACAAAAGUAACCAAAAUCACUUGAAUUUUAGGGAGGAAUGAGUUGUGUGUUUGAUAGAGGCUUAUAACUGACCCGAUCCGACCCGUUUGUUCGUUUUGGUGUCGUCUUAGUUACGUCAACAACGCCGUUACUGGUUGACUAUUUAUGCCCGUUGUGUACACGUUGUCUUCGCCGACUCGCCGUAGUCUUUGGACGGUUUGAUCUUGAGGACCAAGUCUUUUGGUAGCGGAAUCUAUUAUCGAUGUUUGCAAAUACAAAAAGGAAAUAGAGGACUUGGAAUUUUACUACAAAAGUGGCCAUAAACAAAGUAUAUUGUGACAACAGUGGAAUAAAUUAAAAAGGUAAUCAAAUUAAGAUAUUCUUAUUCUUAAUUAAGAAUUGAUAAAGGAAUAAAGAAAAGAGGUCCAAUAUAUUAUACAGGAUUGUGGAGCAAUACUGGCCACCACUUGAAAAUUAAAUGGCAGUAAUUGAUGGACGUUAAUAAAAAGAUAUGCUACAGCUCAGCACUAUAACGCGUUUUUAAGUCUUUGGUGGACUAAUUUGUUUUCUAAAAUGUAAAAUCAAAACUAGUGAGGGGUGGUUGGAAGUUAAGACGCUUAUUGGGGCCCAAGUGCACCUAAAUAGAGCUUCACGCGGAUACAACCUUUUUUUUAUAUACUUAUUGGGACAUUUCAAAGGUUUGAAAUGUCCCCUUUCAAAAAAAUGUUUGAAGUGUUCUUCAUUUUGCAUUACAAAUUGUCAAAUUUACACAACAAUUAUACGCUUUGCGUUACUAUAGGCGAUAAAUAAAGUACGAAAUACUCCCU